This is a messenger RNA of Knipowitschia caucasica, 954 nucleotides long. Lineage: Eukaryota; Metazoa; Chordata; Actinopteri; Gobiiformes; Gobiidae. The record is from the annotation of a GenBank genome assembly.
AUGACGGAAAACAAGCACCCACAGGUUAUUUACUGCAACGACUCGCCGAAAAGAGUUUUGGUUUCAGUUAUAAAGACCACCCCGAUCAAGCCGCGAAAGGAGCACGCGAUGACCCCCACCAGCCCUGGAUUCAGUGACUUUAUGGUCUAUCCGUGGAAGUGGGGAGAGAACGCUCAUAACGUGACUCUGAGUCCGGGGUCUGCGAGUGGCGCCUCGUCCCCCACGGGCACACAGACGGUCACGGAGGCGGACCAGGCAUCCUCCCCGGACCAGUAUAAGGAUGGCAUUAGGAGAGGGCGGCCACGAGCAGACACUGUUAGAGAGCUGAUAAGCGAAGGCGAGACUUCGUCAAGCCGUAUCCGCUGUACCAUUUGCAACCGAGUGUUUCCCCGCGAGAAGUCUCUACAAGCUCACAAGAGGACACAUACAGGAGAACGACCCUACUUGUGUGAUUAUCCAAACUGCGGAAAGGCCUUUGUCCAGAGUGGCCAGCUGAAGACGCACCAGCGACUGCACACCGGAGAAAAACCUUUUGUUUGUUCAGAAAAGGGAUGCGGAAAUCGGUUCACACACGCCAAUCGCCAUUGUCCUAAGCACCCUUUCUCUCGCCUGAAGAGGGAAGAACCAAAAGAAGGUCACGGGAACGCUAACAUGGUAGACAACAAGGCAGUGGCCGAGUGGCUGGCAAAGUACUGGAAAACCCGAGAAGAACGCGCCCCCACUACCCUCAAAAUGAAAUCGCAGGGUAAGGGCCGAGCCGAGGACCAGGAGCAGCAGGACCCCAUGGAGUUCCUUCAGUCGGACGAGGAGAACGAAGACGAGGAGGAGAUGAUGGUGGAGGAGGAGAAGAGCGCUCAGCCGGGGGGAGCAGCCAAGCGCCGCCUCCAGGAGCAGAGGGAACGUCUUCACGGAGCUCUGGCACUUAUCGAGCUGGCAAACAACUUGUCUGCUUAA